UUCCCCUCUCUCUUUCCCCUUCACUCACUCAUGUCAGUCAUCCGCGAUGCUGGAGAGAGAGCCCGGCUCCGCGCGCAACAUGUCCGCGAUCACCGCUAAUGACGCGUGCGAUGCCUGUUCCACACCAGCGCUGCAUCUGAACUCCACGGAAAUUUACUCGCAUUCUCAUGUUGAUGACGACGACGAACUUCUCAAGUACAUUUGGAGGGAAUAUUUGCAUCCUAAACAAUAUGAAUGGGUGCUCAUAGCUGGAUAUAUCAUGGUUUUCCUUGUAUCUCUGGUCGGAAACACAUUGGUUUGUUUUGCAGUUUGGAAAAACCAUCACAUGCGCACUGUGACCAACUACUUCAUCGUGAACCUGUCCUUCGCAGACAUCCUAGUCACAAUCACAUGUCUUCCUGCAAGUCUUGUGGUGGACAUUACAGAAACCUGGUUCUUGGGACAGACCCUGUGCAAGAUACUACCUUACUUACAGACGAUCUCGGUGUCGGUGUCGGUCCUGACUCUGAGCUGCAUUGCCCAGGAUCGCUGGUACGCCAUCUGCCACCCGCUGAAGUUCAAGAGCACUGCCAAAAGAGCCCGCAAGAGUAUCGUUCUGAUCUGGCUGGUUUCCUGUGUGAUCAUGAUUCCUCAAGCUAUAGUCAUGGAGUGCAGCAGUCUUCUGCCAGAGCUGACCAACAAAACCAGUCUGUUCACUGUGUGUGAUGAACACUGGGCAGAUGAAAUCUACCCUAAAGUGUACCACACCUGCUUCUUCAUUGUCACGUAUUUUGCUCCAUUAUGUUUGAUGGUCCUGGCAUACAUCCAGAUCUGUCAUAAGCUCUGGUGUCAACAGAUUCCCGGGACGUCAUCGGUGCUUCAGAGGAAGUGGAAGUCUCUGCAGUGCUCCGCUCACGCCGGCGGCUCGGGAGAAGCGGUGAAGGUGAGGACCAGCACCGUCUCAGCGGAGGUCAAACAGGUGAAAGCCCGACGGAAGACGGCCCGCAUGCUGAUGGUGGUGCUGUUUGUGUUCGCCCUCUGUUACCUGCCCAUCAGUGUCCUCAACAUCAUGAAGAGAGUAUUUGGCGCUUUCAAGAACACAGACAACAGAGAGACGGUCUACGCCUGGUUCACCUUCUCACACUGGCUUAUAUACGCCAACAGUGCCGCCAAUCCAAUCAUCUACAAUUUCCUCAGUGGUAAGUUUCGAGAGGAGUUUAAAGCGGCGUUCAUCUGCCAUUGCUCCGGUGGAGACGAGACACCGAAGGAGAGAGUCAGAGCGAGAACCAGUACAGACAGCCGCAAAUCCCUGUCUACACAAGUCAACAACUUCGACAACAUCUCCAGGAUAUCUGACCAGGCUGUGUAGCUCAGCGUGGGUCACUCGCCAUCACGGACAGCCGGGCUG
This is a messenger RNA of Rhinichthys klamathensis goyatoka, 1387 nucleotides long. RefSeq names its product hypocretin (orexin) receptor 2 (gene hcrtr2). Gene Ontology annotation, biological process: feeding behavior; circadian sleep/wake cycle process; G protein-coupled receptor signaling pathway. Gene Ontology annotation, cellular component: membrane. Lineage: Eukaryota; Metazoa; Chordata; Actinopteri; Cypriniformes; Leuciscidae. Gene Ontology annotation, molecular function: orexin receptor activity. The coding region runs from base 47 to 1348 and encodes 433 amino acids. The record is from RefSeq and is a predicted model, not a curated record. The transcript is spliced from 7 exons.